CAGCCUCCAUGGACGCAUAUGAGAAAUGGUUAUGUGACAAAUUAUUAGAAUUAAACCCAGAUACAGAUACAGAAGUCUUUGUUACUUAUAUUAUUGGAAUCCUUGAGAGUGAAUCUGAUGAAGAGGAACAAAAGGAGUCACUUGCUGAGUUCCUCACAAGCUUAAUUGAAACUGGAUGUGAAGAAGCUAGUUUAGACAUUUUUAAAAAAUGGACAGAAUUUCAGAAACAUAAAGAAAAUGAGGCCAGCAAUACAACUAAAAUAGAUACAGCAGAAAAAUUAGCCGAAAUAUUUGAAAAACAGAAACUUGAAGUUUCGAAAGUCAAAACUAAAACUGCUGCACAGAAAGCCACAAAAGAGGCCAUUUUAAACCAGUAUUCUAUGGUACCUAGCGGCUCAGAAACUGAUGACUCAGAUGAAGAAAUAGCUCCUGCUCCUACUAAGGGAGGCAAACACAUAACCAAUGUAGAUGACUUUCUAGACACUUUUAAAAAUACCAACAGUGAAGAUGUUGCUGCGAAAGAAAGAUUAAAAAGAGAUGUGGCAAAAGUAGAAGCAGAUAAAAAGAAAGAAAAGGACAAACAGGAUCGAGAUUUCCAGAAAACAAAACAAGCAGAUCGAAAAGAAGCAGAGAAAAAGCGUACUCAAAAAGGAGAAAGACGACGAUAGCAGAAUUAAAAAUUUAAUUAGUUUGAUUGUAAUUAAUAAAAUUGGAAGGGAAACUACAGAUCAGUCUACUAUCUUAUAUUUUAAAAUUUAGGAAUGAGGGGGACAGGUAUCUAUUAAACUUUCUGGUAUUUAUUUCUCUAAAUCCCACAAAUGAUGAAAAUUGAUUCAACACCAGACAAAGCAUACUUCAACAAGAGCUGCAACAUGUAUGGUUAUGUCUUUACACCACCAUUGUUAUUGCAACUGAUAGAACUGUGAAAAGAACCUGAUUCUUUGAUAGCAGUUCUGUCAGUUUGGAAUGCUGUAAACUCUUAGGUUGAGCUCCGCUUGUUAUGAAAUAUCUUUGUGGACUGUUGUUUCUCUUUAUAUCUAGAGGUAAGUGCCUAUCAAAAUAACAAUACGAAUUAUGUUUAUCAUGUAAACUCUGAUGAUAGACAAGACAUUGGAGACAUUUUGCAUGGCUACAAUACUGAUUCCUGACUUGUAGCCAUAUUUAACAGAAAUAAAAAUAUUAGGUGAGGAGAUAAAGUUUCAAGUAAGUCAUGUACUGUAAAUUGAAGGAUUGAAUGCUGGAAUUUUGAUGUUUUUGUUAUGUAUAAACUAGUUGGUGUGGAGGCUAAGUGGUCUAUAAUUUGCACUUUAGAUCAUAGGAUCUGAAGGUCUGUUGUUCGAUCAAGUAUUGUUGUUUUGAUCCUGGAUUUGUAUGUGACAAGGAGUGGGGUCUCCUGCCUAGCCAUGUGGUUUUCCUCUUACUGGUAAAGAACCUGGGUGUAAGCAAAAAAUGUUAGUCUCGAAAUGACCUUGUUUAGUAGACAUUAAAACUUAUUUCCCUCUCCAUCUAUUUAUUUCAGUUGGUUGUUAAAUUGAGAGAGAGAUAAAUUGGGUUAAACAACCACUCGACACAAACUAGGUUAUUUCAGGAUUAACAUAUGGUUCAAUUUUAUUUCAAUAAUUCGUUUACACUUAGGGGUCUUUAGCAGUGGGAGGAAACCGGAGGACCCGGAGAAAACCCUUGAGGUUGUACAGGCAACCUUCUCCUUGUCAUGUACCACCGGGGAAUCGAAACCACGCCAGUUGACUCAAUGACAGACCUUAUGAUACAACGUGCACACGCUAACCAUUCAGCCAUCCAACCUCUCUCGUUAAAUUGAAUCUCCAUACAAAGUUUUGGUGUUUAUAGAAUUUGACUUGUGACCAACUGAAAGAUAUAAAGCUAAAAGAUUCAGUCAGUCAAUAUUCUCUAGUCAUUGUAAACCAUUUGGUAUUUGUUUAUUGCAUCACAGAAAUGACCUCGCUCAAUGUAGUUUGUUCUUAGUGCUUACAAAUCAUUUUUCAGUUAUAAUAUUGACUCCGAUGUGAGUACUAUGUAGUCAGAGACUACUGUAUAGGAUAAUUAAGUGAGACAGAUUGAUUGGUCUUCUAACUAGUCACUUGCUACACAGAAGCCAAGAGGCUGAACCAAACAUAUCGGACAAAUUUGGUGUUUUAGGAAUGAUAUAGUAGGUGAAAAUGGCAAAUUUCCAGUUGAAUAUUUACCGGUAAUACAAAAUCAUUAAUUUUACUUAAUUAGUUUUGCUUCUUUUUACUAAUAUACAGGCAUUGUGUAUUUCAUUUUAUUAUUUAUAUAUUUCCAAUAUACAAAUACUGCAGGGUUGUUGUGUGACAAAUUUUAAAAGAAAAUAUUUGCUGUUUAAAAAUAUCUUUAAACUUUAAUCCUACAAAGGUAAUUUUGACACUGACAUGAGUAAAGUAAGAAUUGGUCUUUGGUUGUGUGUAUUAUGGUAAAAGGUUGAAAAUGUUUAUUUUUUCCACCAUUAUUAAUUAUAAUUAUGUUUAAGCUUAUUAUUUUCCUUAAAGGAUUUACACCACAAUUAACAAAUAAAAAAUCGAGACUUUGUACAUUUAUAUGCCAUUCCAGCUAAAAAUGAGAUAAUUGCACAGUGAGAUAUCUUUAAAUCAGUAUAAGAAUUUGUCAAUGUUAGCUUCCAUUCAUAAUGUGGUAUGAUAUGACCAAUAGAACUGAUCUUCCAAAGUUAGAAUUUUUUUAUCAGAGUUUCUUUAUUAUCACACAUAAAUUACUAUUUACUCAAAAUGAUUAAAAUGGGCAUUUUAAAAUCUUGAAAUGUUGAGAUAACAGAUUGUAUGUUCGGUUGUCGACUUAUGUAAAUAGAAAACAGACUGACUAUUCUUUCAAAAUGAAAUUUUCAUUGCACAGUACUUGUCAUGUCACUAAAUGAACCUUAACUAUCACUUUACUGGUCAAACACGGAUAAUUCAAAUUUAAUUUGCAGAUAUGAUGGAGAGAUUCUUCUAUUAAGACGUAUAAUUUAUAUUUUAACCUUGAGUUUUAUCGCUAUCAGAAAGUUAUUUUAGAAGGUAUUACUUCAUUUAAUUUGGAUUAGUUCUUUAAAUUAUAUACCUAUAAUAGCUGUAGUAUUAUAAAGUGUAAGUUAUUGUACAAAUGUAAAUACUGUAUACAUAACUUGUAUGUGUGAUUUAACAGUUAUGUGAAUUAUAUAUUUGAUGAAAAUAUGUAACUGAUGAUAUUGAUGAAAUAUUAGAACUUACUAAACAAAUGAAGCUUCUCACAGAUUAUAUCACUUAUAUCUACUGCAAUAUCUUCUAGGAUACUGCUUUAUAGUGUUUACAUUGAAGGCUGAUUUUACUACUCAUUAUUCAUGUGCUAUUUGAAUAUUCGAUUCAAUUGAAAUGAUAUAUUUUUUGGCUAUUUUUGAUGCAUUUUCAGAUUUGUAGAUAAUGUAAAAUCUUUCAAAUCAAUGUAUAUUAUGUUACAUUAGCUGAUUUAAUUGAAUUAAUAUUAUGUAGAUAUUUUAUAGGAAACAAUAACUAUAUGUUUGAUUGAAUAACCUUCCGAAACAGUUAAAAUGCCAGUAUUCAAAUAAGUGUAUGAACAAUAUACUGCUUUAUCUUUUUUUAUAUGCCCACAUGAAAAUGUGGCCGUAUAUUGCUGUCCCCUCUGUUCGUACAGACGUACUUCAAUUCGUCGUCCACACUUUCUUUUGAACACUUUACAGACUACAUUUAUCAUCUGAUUGUUUUGAAAUUGAUAUAUGUUGUUUACAUCAUGGAGUUAAUAAUUUCCAUUUAUUUAAUUUAGUGAAACGAGGACAUCUAUUGAAUUUCAGCAAUUUCUAACAACACAAUUUAUCAUUUGAUCUGUAUGAAAUUUAUAUGCAUCAUUUAGAUUAGUGAAACAAAAAAGCCUAUUGAAUUUUAUCAAUUUCCGUUAAUUUCUUCUAGAGUUAUGCCCCUUGUUUCACUUUGUUGUACCUUUAUGAAAGCUGGAAUGAUGAAAGUUAUUAUCUGAUCUGUAUGAAAUUUAUAUGCAUCAUUUAAAUUAGUAAAACGAGAAAUCAUAUUGAAUUUCAACAAUUUCUGUAAAUUUCUUCUGGAGUUAUGGCCCUUAUUGCACUUUGUUAUCAUCCGAUAAUUAAGAAUAAAGUUAUUGCCCUUGUUUAACUUUAUUGACCCCUGUGAACAUUUGAAUGACGAAAGUUAUCAUCUGGUCUGUACAAAAUUUAUAUGCAUCAUUUAAAUUAGUGAAACGACAAAGCCUAUUGAAUUUCAGAGUCAUGGCCCUUAUUUCCCUUUAUUGAACCUUGUGAAUGCUUGAAUGAUGAAAGUGAUCUUCCGAUCUGUAUGAAAUUUAUAUGCAUUAUUUAAAUUGAUGAAACGAAGAAGCGUGUUGAGUUUCAGCAAUUUCCGUGAAUUACUUAUGGAGUUAUGGCCCUUGUUUUACUUUGUUGAACUUGCAAAUGUUCGAAUGACACAAGUUAUCAUCCGAUCUGUAUGAAAUUUAUAUGCAUUAUUUAAAUUAGUAAAAUUAAAAAGCCUGUCGAAUUUCAACAAUUUUUGUAAAUUACUUCCAGAGUAAAGGCCUUUGUUUCAGUUUGUAGAACCUUGUGAACCGGCAAACAACGAAAAUUAUAAUCUGAUCUGUAUGAAAUUGUCUUGUAAAUGCCCCCUUUUAUAUACAAAAGAAUAAAUAUGCGACAACCCUUGUCAUCCAUUGAGACGAUUUAGCUAUUGUGGGCGUAUGUUUCGUUGCCUGGCAACCUAUUCUUUGUGAAGUGAUAAUUUUAGGCACAACCUUUUGACCUGACUUGAUAUGUUUGAAUUGAUAUAAGAAAUGACUUGCUUAAGAUUCUCUGUUUGUCAUAUGCCCAUAAACCUUUCUCUGACGUGAAUUAUAUUAACUGUUAAAAUUGGGAAUUGUAUAUGGUUGAUAAAAAAUGUGUCACAAAAUCUGACAUGUCAAACCUAGACUUUUUUCACAAGAAUAGAAAGAGAACUAAUCCUUUCAGGCAAUACCCAGGUCAUUCGCAAUAUUGGCAUACAUAUUAUACAAGCAAUAAAUUCAUGUUUUUGCAGAAUAUAACAAAUGAGUGACAUGCCAGUACUCAAGUUACCAGUUUUUGUGUUAUAUUUAACAAAUAAAUUAUAUAAUUUGGUUGAA
Patella vulgata (common limpet) is the source of this 5145-nucleotide messenger RNA. RefSeq names its product coiled-coil domain-containing protein 43. Lineage: Eukaryota; Metazoa; Mollusca; Gastropoda; Patellidae. The transcript is spliced from 5 exons. The coding region runs from base 9 to 668 and encodes 219 amino acids. The record is from RefSeq and is a predicted model, not a curated record.